UUCGCUCUAAAAUCACACCCUCGAUAUUAAUACAUUACUGAAAUACAGCAACACAAAAAAACGAACCUUUUCAAAUCCAUAGUCAAAUCGGACGUUGCAUGUGACGUCGCGCCGAGCGUGAGUGAGCUGAGGUCAUUUCCUGUUUGUGCUCCCGUUGAGUCGCUAGACGGAGGCCUAAUCGCGAUACCAGCACCACUACCACCGCCGUAACAUCGCUCACAGACCUACAAAGGACGGCCACGACGAGGUUUUAAAAGUCUUAAACGCGUCAGAUAAGCGUUGUGGGAUGAGUUUGGGCGACCGGGCUCGUGCUUUGGGCCACUGAGGGGCGGUUUGUGAGGAUAAUCGGGCGGUUGGGUGUUGUUAUUUUUGGGGCAGCUGAGUGGUCAUUGGCAGAGCUCAAUACACAGCAGCUCGCGAGAGGAAUAAAUAACGUUACACACUUCACGUCUCGAAAUACCCUCGUCUCACUCCACUUACAUGGGCUUUUGAGGAUUUCUACAUUUCAGUUGACCAAAACAACGCAGGAGAAUAAAAGUGGAGGUGAGUCUGGCUCUGUGGUACUAACCGUCUGCCUGACCCGAGACUCGACGCUCCCCCUCCCCCAACCUCCCUGCCACCCUGCCCUACGCCCCACACACCCCUAACCCAGUAUGAACGAGGUCAGCAUCGUCAGAGAGGGCUGGCUCCACAAGAGAGGUGAAUAUAUUAAGACUUGGAGGCCCCGGUAUUUCAUCCUAAAGAGUGAUGGCUCUUUCAUCGGCUACAAGGAGAAGCCUGAGACGUCAGACCACAAUCAACCGCCUCUUAACAACUUUUCCGUCGCAGAGUGUCAGCUGAUGAAGACUGAACGACCUCGGCCGAACACGUUUGUCAUUCGCUGCUUGCAGUGGACCACUGUUAUUGAGCGCACCUUCCACGUGGAUAGCAAUGCUGAAAGAGAGGAGUGGAUUCGUGCCAUUCAGGCUGUGGCCAAUGGGCUCAAGUCCCGGGAAGAGGAGGAGCCAAUGGACAUCAACUUUGGCUCCCCUGGAGACAACAGCUUGGAGGGGAUGGAGGCUGCGAUCGCAAAAUCCCGAACCAAAGUGACAAUGAGUGACUUUGACUACUUAAAGCUGCUUGGUAAAGGCACUUUUGGAAAGGUGAUUCUAGUGAGGGAAAAGGCUACUGGCAUGUACUACGCCAUGAAGAUUCUACGCAAAGAGGUCAUCAUUGCAAAGGACGAGGUCGCACACACAAUCACAGAAAGCAGAGUGUUGCAGAACACACGGCACCCAUUCCUUACAACACUAAAAUACGCCUUCCAGACACGAGAUCGUCUGUGUUUCGUCAUGGAGUAUGCAAAUGGAGGCGAGCUGUUCUUCCACUUGUCUCGAGAGCGUGUGUUUACGGAGGAUAGAGCUCGCUUCUACGGGGCUGAAAUUGUUUCUGCAUUGGAGUAUCUGCACUCUAAAGAUGUCGUCUACAGGGACCUAAAGCUGGAGAAUCUAAUGCUGGAUAAAGAUGGUCACAUUAAAAUCACAGACUUUGGCCUGUGUAAAGAGGGCAUUACUAAUGAGGCCACCAUGAAGACAUUCUGUGGGACCCCAGAGUACCUUGCUCCUGAGGUAUUAGAAGACAACGAUUAUGGCCGUGCGGUGGACUGGUGGGGUCUGGGAGUGGUCAUGUAUGAAAUGAUGUGUGGUCGGCUGCCAUUCUAUAACCAGGACCACGAGCGUCUGUUUGAGCUCAUUUUAAUGGAGGAGAUUCGCUUUCCUAGAAACCUCUCGCCCGAGGCUAAGGCCCUGCUGGCCGGCCUCCUUAAGAAAGACCCCAAACAGAGGCUUGGAGGAAGUCCUGAAGAUGCCAAAGAAGUGAUGACACACAAGUUCUUUAAUUCCAUGAACUGGCAAGAUGUCCUUCAAAAGAAGCUCAUCCCACCCUUCAAGCCACAAGUGACCUCAGAGACAGACACACGCUACUUUGACGAUGAGUUCACUGCACAGACCAUUACUGUCACGCCACCUGACCAAUAUGACAGUCUUGAUGCAGAGGACCCAGAUACACGUACACACUUCUCGCAGUUCUCCUACUCAGCCAGUGUGCGGGAGUGACCACACCACCACCCCCGUCCCUUCCCCUCCCCACCACUCUGUCACCCUUACCAGCAAACCGGACGCCCCUCACACACAAACGCAAACUCGUACAAGGACACGUGCACCAGCAACCCAAGCCUUCCGAGGAAGCGGGUUCUAGGCGGGAGUACGGCAUCUGUGAAUGAUCUCGAACAGGUGGUACCCUCUGGUCAGUCCUGGUUUACAAUUGGCUUUCCACCCAGCCAAUCGUAGCCUGACACUACACGCUGCAACACAAUCCACCAAUCACUGAAUGAAUCUCAACCAAUCAAGACCAUCGUGGAACACCGCUCAGCACCAGCAGGUUUCAGGACACGCGCUAACACUCAACACUGGACUACAGGACUAAAGCCUCUUGUAAACACAAAUAUUGAACACGCUCUAAAUCAUCUUGUGGGGACAAAAGAAAUCAAACCAUUUGGACUUUUUUUUCCCCACUGAUUGUUACAGUUUUAAAGCCAUAUUUCUGCAAUUGUACAAGUGCUCUUUCUGGAACUAGCUGUUACCAAUAGUGUUUUUACAGCGGGAGGACCGAUGAUGGGGUAACACCGAAAGGAAUAGUGCUGUUUCUCUGCCUGGGUAGCAUACCGAAUGCUGUGCGUGCGUGUGCGGACGGACGGACGGAUGCGUGUUCUCAAAUCUACUUCUUAAACUGUGUGUCUCUUUGUUUCAAUUUUUGUACAUGGGCAUAACGUUGAGUAGUGGACCGGGGUGGGAUUGUUAGGGGUUUUGGGAGGCUCACACACACACAUACACACACACACACACACACUAUAGAUGUGAAAAUGUUUGUGCUUUAAAGGGAAAGAGAGAGGAAGGCAUCUCUAGCAUGUAAACAGGGAGGUUGUGAACCUUGAAACCGGCUUUCUGGAGAGGCCAGUUUUCAUCCGCUGCCCCAGAGGCUUGAUGUUCCAAGGUCAGUGUAUCAUAGAAACUCUCCAUCAUGUUGUUUUCAUUCUCUCAACAGUUUCGCAGGCAUUGAUGUUGAAGUUUAGAGACAAAUGUAUAGGCAACAACAACCAAAAAAAGAAAAAAAGAGGAUUUGAAUGUCCUUUGUCCUGUUAUUUAACUGCAAUAGCUACUGCGUCAGUAGCAAACGGUGGAAACACGUACCUGCGUGCCACGCCAUUGUUGUCGCAGCCUUUUCAUUUCUCCUUUUUUUUUUAUUAGUGCAGCAAGAAAAAAAAAUGGUUAGGAUGUCUGAGAGGAAAUGUUCUACUUGAUCUCCAGAUGUGUAAGGUAGGCGUGCUUCUCCAGACAGAAGCUGUCACAACACACCGCUUGGAUGUGUGAGGUGUUAUUUUCUUCUUUUGCCUUUUUAAAGAUUCUUCAUGUAAGGAACAUCAAACUAUUUUUUUGGUUUUUAUUUUAUUCAUUAUUUUAUUUGGAUCAUUUUUUUUUCCCCCUUCAUCUUUUUGUUCCAUUCACCUACUCCCUGAAAUUAAAUUGUCUUGAUAAAAUAUAUAUAAAAUUUAUAUUACAGUAGUAAAGUUUUUUUUUUUGUUUGUUCGUUUCUUUUGUCCAUUUUGUGUGAGUGUGCGCUUCAUUUGUGCAUGUGUGGGUGUGUAAUAAGGUAGUCACAGUAUAUAUUUGCAACGGGAAAUGAAAACCCUCCUUUAAGA
Messenger RNA from Pimephales promelas (fathead minnow), 3736 nucleotides. RefSeq names its product AKT serine/threonine kinase 2 (gene akt2). NCBI's taxonomy places the organism in Eukaryota, Metazoa, Chordata, Actinopteri, Cypriniformes, Leuciscidae. The record is from RefSeq and is a predicted model, not a curated record. Gene Ontology annotation, biological process: protein phosphorylation. Gene Ontology annotation, molecular function: protein serine/threonine kinase activity; ATP binding.